Plasmodium knowlesi strain H is the source of this 1038-nucleotide messenger RNA. RefSeq lists its product as uncharacterized. The transcript is spliced from 5 exons. The record is from RefSeq and is a predicted model, not a curated record. Gene Ontology annotation, molecular function: nucleic acid binding. NCBI's taxonomy places the organism in Eukaryota, Apicomplexa, Aconoidasida, Haemosporida, Plasmodiidae. The coding region runs from base 1 to 1038 and encodes 345 amino acids.
AUGAUAUUCAAAAGGUUCUUUCACAAGUACCCUGGGGGGAGCAGAAUCAAAUGCUACAUCGAGAAAAAGAGAAAGAAAAGGAUUGGCGUGAGCCUGUUUCAUCAGCCACCCUACUCCAGGAACAGCAAGGGGGUCAUUGACUGGAGAUACAGUACACCCAAGUCUGGGUACGAAUACAUGUAUAUUUACGGAGAAAAUACAAUCGAAAUUACGAACCUACCGAAUAAUCGAACGAACGAGUACCUCCAGGAAAGGCUCAGAAAAAGCUUAAACAAAUAUGGGCCUUUAAAAAUAUUAAGAUGCCUAAGUCACAGAAACGACCCAUACAUUAACAACAACAUCUGCUACGCUACUUUCUACCAUAAGAAGGACUUGCAGAAAUGUAUGCGAAGUGUGAAUAUACGAUUGCCCCUAUCUCUUCAAAGCAGAAUCUUAAAAUUUAGAAGCCUUUAUAAUAACAAGUCAAAUGAUUACAACUAUUUUUUUAAACAAGACCAUUACAAUUAUAGCGUGAUAAAUAUUGCCCUCAAUUUAUUUAAAUAUCUACAAAAUGGCAAGUGCAUUUUAAAUGUGAAGGAUAUUUUCAAGCACGUCUUUGAGUACAGUUUUUACCCGCAUAAAAUUAUAACAUCGGGUAUUUCUGUGUACAAAAUUUUUGGCAGCUGGACACUUUUUUUGGACUUCUUUGAUCGUCUAUUUUUGAUGAUAAAAGAUGGAACCGGUGCCGUCUCUGUUUGCGCCAAGAUUCUGGACGACCAACAUUUGUGCGUCUAUCUGAAUAAUAGGCUUAUCGAACUGAAGAAAAGAACAAGCGCGUUGAAUUCGCCGUACUGGCGGCAGGAUGCCCUGCAGUUGCCAGGCGAAAUCGAGAGCAGAUUAAACAACGAGCACCCGAAAAAGCUCAAAGAAGAAAUGCAGCUCCUUUCAAAGACGAAGGAUUUCUAUAAAAUUCAUGAUGAAAGGCACCUAUUCAAAUUGAAGCUGAACAAGGAGAGGAAGGAGAAAAAGAAGUUACUAAAAAGUAGGAGCGAAAAAUGA